GACAAGCGCUCUAUACGUCAUAGAAAAUGUUGUAAAAUAUAUUGUAGGAUAAAUAGAUACAGAAGCGAAAACUUAUCUAGCCAAAUGCGUUUUGGCUUGCCAAGAAAAUAGCAGUGACGUUAAGAGAGCCAAGGUUGCAGAGUUACUAAGCCUGGUUAUCGAAUUUUCUGGAUUUACUACCUCUAGUGAAUCAAGCAAGGAUCUUAUGCGAUGAACGGCAAUUGGACUGUUUUGGCCAAACCCAAUUCAACAGAGCCUGGAGACGAGUACAUUGUUUUUAUGGAGGCGCAGCUUGGUGGUGCAACCGCGACAGCGGAAUCCCUACCCAAGAUGAUCAAACUGCGGCCAUAUGUGCCCUCCAAGAGGAUUGCCAUACGGGACUCGUCCAUCGACGAGGAUGCGAGCGACGAUGUGGAGGACGAGGUGUUCAUCAAGGAUGCCAGGUCGGCGAAGCGCAGCGAGGAGCAGGGAUUGAAGCGGCCCCUGAUGGCGCCGCGUCGCAAACACAGUCCAGGUUCCGGACCCGGAUCCGGCUCGGGAUCAACUCCGAUAAUGAAGCAGCACAGGAGGCGGCGCUGCUGCCGCUGCUGCGAACCCUUCUGCUACGCCCUGGCCGCUCUAACGGUACUGUGCGCCCUGCUCAGCCUGGCGGCCCUCAUGCUGACGCUCUUCCCGCUGCCGCUGCAGCGAAUCCGGCACUGGUGGCGCCCCGAUCCCGCCCAGCUGGCGGCCAUCUCAGCAGGCUCCUCCCGCAUCUCAUAUGGCAGCUCGCUGGGCAGUGAGUUUGUUCCCUGCACCCAGAUCAGUGUCCAGAAGCGCUGGUCUCGCAGCUUGGCGCGCAUGAACAGCGAGAGUCCGCUGCGAGCGGCUGAUCUGAAUGGCGAUGGCAUCAAGGACGUGGUCUUUGGCUAUGGAGUGGACGACAACAUACCCUACGAGGGCAUACCCUUGCCGCGCUGCCAGUGCGCCCAGCAAGGGGAGGAGGUGCCCUGCGAGGGCGGCGUGGUGGCCUUGAACGGACUGGACGGAUCCAUUCUCUGGCAAUCGUGGAGCGUGGCGAAUGUCUUCUCGCUGCACUGCAGCGCGGAUGUGGACGGAGAUGGGGGCACCGAUUGCGUGGCAGCUGGUAGAUUGGGAAUGAUUUACGCCAUCAAUGGACGCACUGGCUCCGUAAUCUGGAGCUUCCGGGAACUGGAAGUGGAAACAAACUCGCCCAUUGUAAUGGAUCUGUACACGAUUAAUGUGCUGCGCGAUCUGGAUGGUGAUUCGGUGCCGGAAGUUAUAGCCGCCCAUCUGGAGGAGCGCGAGGAGUCCAAGGCGGGACACAUAAAGCUGAUUUCGGGCAAGACGGGCAAGGUAAUCCGGAGCAUUCCAACGCCGUACCGCGAGGAGAUGUUCGUGCCCAUUCAGCUGAUCACGCAGGCGGAUGGCACGGAGCUCCUACUGAUUGUCACCGGCGGGCAGAACACUCCAGGUGGCAUUUACUCCUUGCGACUGCACUCCCUAAUGGCGCACACCAGUGAGAAGCACUUCACCCCGCUCCAUCGUCAACAGGGCUCGGGUCUGAUGGUGCCCGCCGUGCUAACCGAUCUAAAUGGCGAUGGUAUCUCGGAUGUUGUGGUGGCCGCCUUUAAUCGGAGCGUUCUAGCCUUCGAUGGAGCCAACUACACCAUGAUGUGGAACUACACGUUCCCGGCCAGCGAGUGCGUCAGUGCCAUUGUCCCGGGUCUAUUUAAUCACGACAGGGUCACGGAUUUCAUGGUGAAGUACAACACUGGACCGGGAUUCCCGGUAUACUACUACUCGCAAACCACCAUCCUGGACGGACGAAACGGACAGCCCCUGCUGAACGCCAUGAUGACGGAUGCAGGUGGUGCCAAUAGUCUUCUCGGCGGCGUCUCCAUUUCGCAGAGCUUCGGAGGCGACUUCUUCUUGCACUGGCAGCUGCAGUGCCGCAACCGUCCGGAUGCCCGGGAUGCCUACGAAUUUGUGCCGGAUAGCGACAUUAUACUCCAAGCCAGGGCGGACACCUGUCGUCUGCGUUACAACGAGUCCACGAUGCUGAAGCUCUACGGGAUUGCCAGGCACAUCGAACCACCGGGUGCGGUCCUCUUUAGCACCGAUGACUUGGAGGUGCAGCUGAAUCGCACACAACGACCGGCGGCAGCAGGAAAGAAAUCCCCACUGAAGCAUCCCAAGCUGCUCAAAAAACUGCUGGCCGGAAACAGGGAGCAACUGCUGCGCCAGGUGGCCGCCGGAUCGGAAAUUGGCAAUGAAAAUGGUAUAGGUAGUGGGACGGAGCACCCCAACCGUCGCCUCAAGACACACCAUCGACCCAAUCCGCUGAUGGAGCAGCAAUUGCAGGAACUUUUGCCUCAGGGAGCAGAUAACGAAUCACCUAACUUCGGAAUGGCAAGUGGUUACCCCAAGGAAUUUAAGGACUACGAUGCCCUACAACUGCCGCCAGAGAAUGCUAAUCCGCUGCGCCUGCCGGAGGAGUACGAACUGGUGUACAACGACGAAGUGCCUCCGCUUUUAGAGCCCAGUGAACGUGAGCGACCCAUUCACCUGCGCUCCAAAUAUCCCAGCGCCGGCAAUCGGGAUGUGCGCAGUGGAUUCCUCGAAGCCAGUGGCAGCAGCAUCAUAACCACCAGCCCUGCCACCCCCAGCUCCACCGGACAACCCAUGUCAGCUCAGUCCCCGCUGAGCCUGUGGGAUCUGGAGCUGGACAACGAGGCGCGGGAGCGAGCUGCGGACGCCCAGGAGGAAAACAAAAAACAGAAGAAACGUCGCAAAAGACGCGAGAGUGCUUCCGGAAUCACGACAACAGCGUCCGAGGAUUCCGCUGGUGUUGAGGAGUCCUCCGUAGGAGCUGACUGGUACUUGGCUUCCAUCUCAUCCACCGGCGUUUUGCUGAAAGCUCUGGGCAAUGUCAGCUCCUCGCUGGACUUUGCCUUCGUCCUCAACAUCCGAGAAUCGGAGGCCUAUCCGCCACUCUUCUCUCCGCAGGAUCUCAGCUGCGUCGAGGAGAAAGUCAGUGCGUACAAGAGCUACACCAUAGACAACUUACGCGUGCUGCGCAAACAGUUCCUGAAGCAGUGCCUCAGCGAGCGUCUGGUGGACGCGGAGCCCACCCUACCCAAGUUCGAGUCGCAGCUGGUGGUGACCCGCAUCGGGAUCACCUGCACCUGUCGCUCCCUGCGGCCGGGCGAGGUUUGCUCGGAGCUGGAUCCGGUGGAGUCGCAGCGCUGGACGGAGUUUAUGGGUAACUCGGGACAUGGCUUCUAUGCCAACCACUAAACUUAGCUAAUCGCUAAUCGCUGACCGCGGAGGAUUCGGCGCCGGAGGAUUGGGUCCUUUUGGCCACCGCAGCCGGAACUACCCGCGCCAGCCUAUCUCUUUCUCUCAAUGUCUCUGUCAACAGUCACUAUUGUAAUUUAUCGUCAUUUGCGUGUUGUGGGGUUUCUUGUAAUCGUAACAGUAUUUACCUGCGUGUAUUUGUGUAUAUUUUACGAGUUCUUUUGACAAAAAUAAAACUAAUCCACUUU
Molecule: messenger RNA, 3548 nt
Organism: Drosophila melanogaster (fruit fly)
Lineage: Eukaryota; Metazoa; Arthropoda; Insecta; Diptera; Drosophilidae
Exons: 6
Coding region: 211-3300 (1029 amino acids)
Cellular component (GO): membrane
Source: RefSeq, marked reviewed